Molecule: messenger RNA, 1307 nt
Organism: Capsicum annuum
Lineage: Eukaryota; Viridiplantae; Streptophyta; Magnoliopsida; Solanales; Solanaceae
Product: UMP-CMP kinase
Exons: 9
Coding region: 188-886 (232 amino acids)
Biological process (GO): 'de novo' pyrimidine nucleobase biosynthetic process; CDP biosynthetic process; UDP biosynthetic process
Cellular component (GO): cytoplasm; nucleus
Molecular function (GO): ATP binding; UMP kinase activity
Source: RefSeq, a predicted model, not a curated record
AUUGAAGAAUGGGAAGGACCAAACCCAUGUGUCUAACCGGGCCCCGAAAGUGUUGCAGAGUUUGUGCAACUCAACGUGCAGAGAGGGUAUUGUUUAUGGGACUCAAUACUCCACUCAAACACACUCGACGUGCUUUAUACAAAGCUUCUAUCAGCAUUGAAAUCCAAAUCAGAAAAAAGAAUCAGAAAUGUGGAGGCGUUUGACUUCACUCUCCCAUCUUCGUCAGAUAAGACGAGCUGAUGAGCUGAAGAUUUGUCAAGCAUUUUGUACUGAUAUCACCAAACCACCGGUAGAAGCUGAAAGCCAUUACAGGAGAAAUAGCCCUUUUGUCGCUUUUGUUUUGGGAGGUCCUGGUAGUGGUAAAGGUACUCAAUGCCUUAAGAUUGCUGAAACUUUUGGGUUCGAACACAUAGGUGCAGGAGAUCUACUGAGGAAAGAGAUGUAUUCUGGAUCUGAGAAUGGUGACAUGAUUCAAAAGUUGAUGAAGGAGGGAAGUAUUGCUCCAUCAGAGGUGACUGUCAAGCUGAUUAAAAAGGCAAUUGAAUCAGCUGAAAAUCGUAAGUUUCUAAUAGAUGGUUUUCCAAGAAGUGAAGAGAAUCGAAUGGCGUAUGAGAGGAUUGUUGGUGCUGAACCAAACUUUGUGCUUUUCUUUGAUUGCCCUGAAGAAGUAAUGGUCAAACGAGUAUUGAACCGGAAUGAGGGGCGAGUUGAUGACAAUGAACAUACAGUCAAGGAGCGCCUAAAAGUAUAUAAAGGUACAACACUUCCAGUAGUCAACCACUAUGCCAAGAAAGGAAAGCUUUAUAAGGUCGAUGGUACUGGAACUCAGGAAGAGAUUUUUGAACGAGUCCGUCCAAUUUUCACUUCAUUGAGGUUGUCGACAUAACUGAUACCUUACAGAAGCAAGUGAUAGGAAUUGAAGACGUUGAAUGUGCUGUAGAGAAGUACAUGAGAAUGUAGAACAAUUCAUGGAAGAAAAAAGUGAAAAGCUAUAAGGCAAAUCACAAGUCCAGGUUUUGCUAUUUGUUCCUGCUUUUCUGGUGAACAAUCUAUAGUCGAACUGGCAAUCGUGAAAUUAAAAUCCAUUCGUCCCACCUCCUCUAUUGCCAGUCUUUCUGCAGCCCAAGCAUACCCACCAAUAUAAGAUGAUACCUCUCAUCCAGAAAGUUUACAGAUUUGUCUUUUUCUUUUCUUUUUUGAUGUAAUUGUUACAUUACCUUGUCUUAGUUCAUGCUAUCACCAGUACUGCUACACGUGUGACAUCAACUAUGACCCGUAUAAGAAUAACUCCGUGUUCAAAUACAUUA